Messenger RNA from Carassius carassius (crucian carp), 1764 nucleotides. RefSeq names its product cis-aconitate decarboxylase-like. Lineage: Eukaryota; Metazoa; Chordata; Actinopteri; Cypriniformes; Cyprinidae. Bases 100 to 1533 code for a protein of 477 amino acids. The transcript is spliced from 5 exons. The record is from RefSeq and is a predicted model, not a curated record. Gene Ontology annotation, molecular function: lyase activity.
CCUUGGAAAGUUAGUGGUUGGUAAACCAGUUACAGGAACAUUAGUAUAUAAGGCGAACAUUACCACACUGAAGUCACAGUAGGAUUCAAACCUCACACAAUGAUCAGAAAGGGAGUUACUGAGAGUUUCGGGGCAGCAGUCUCCUGUCUGAGCACAUCUCAUCUGACAGAUGAAGUGAUUAGGAGGAGCACGGGAAUGAUACUGGACACGCUGGGAGUGGGAUUGCUUGGAACCAGCACCCCAGUCUUUAACACGGUACUUCAGUGCAGCCAAAAGCAGCAAGCUUUGGAAAACAGCAAAGUCUGGGGAAGACCAGGACUAUCUCUUCCACCUCAGUAUGCUGCCUUUGUUAAUGGGGUUGCGGUGCACUCUAUGGACUUUGAUGACACCUGGCAUCCAGCCACUCACCCCUCUGGUGCUGUUUUGCCAGCUGUCCUGGCACUGGCUGAGACGUUGCCUGUUAAACCCUCCGGCCUGGAGCUGUUGCUGGCUUUCAAUGUAGGCAUAGAGGCUCAGGGGAGACUCCUGAGGUUUUCUAAAGAGGCACACAACAUUCCCAAAAGAUUUCACCCGCCUGCAGUUGUUGGGGUUAUGGGCAGUGCGGCAGCUACGGCUAAACUUUUGGGUCUCCCAGCGGCCCAGAGCAUAGCAGCUCUAGCGAUAGCCUGCUCGUCUGCUGGAGCACCCAUGGCAAAUGCUGCAACUCAAACCAAACCUCUCCACAUGGGCAAUGCUGCCCGAGGGGGUCUGGAGGCCUCCCAACUCGCUGUCCUCAGCCUUGAGGGUAACACACAGAUUCUGGAUCUGGAAUCAGGCUUCGGGGCCUUCUAUCCAGAUUAUGUCCCUCACCCAUUGGCUGAGGUCACCCCGACUUCUCAGUACAGGUGGGUGUUAGAAGACCAGAACAUUGCACAGAAGCGCUUUCCCGCCCAUCUCGGGAUGCACUGGGUGGCAGAUGCAGCAAUAGAAGCAAGGGUGAAAUUUCUGGACAAAUUCCCAAAUGCAGACCUCAGUCAAAUCAAGAAGAUCACUCUGAGAGUGCCUACAUCCAGAUAUGUAGACUGCCCUCUUCCAGUUAGCGAGCACCAGGCCAGACACUCUUUCCAGUUCAACUGCUGUACCGCACUGCUUGAUGGAGAGGUCACUGUCGAGUCCUUCAGCAAAAGCCAGAUGAACAGGAGUGCCCUAAAGGAGAUGCUUUUGAAAGUGCAAUUGGAAAAUCCCCAAGACAAUCAUUCGAGCUUUGAAAAGAUGUAUUGUGAAAUUGCAGUGGAGACAGUCCAGGGGGAAUUGUUUACUGCGCGCUGCAACACUUUUUACGGUCACUGGAGGAAACCUCUUAGUCAUGAGGAUCUGGUGAGGAAGUUCAGGGCUAAUGCUUCGACUGUGCUGAGCGCUGAUGUCGUGGAGGGUAUUAUUUACACUGUAGAGCAUCUGGACACAAACCAAGACUGUUCAAUGCUUUGGUCAUACAUGCACUUUAAUAAGCACAUGAUGCAUAGAGAUGAGCGGCGCUCCUCAGCUUUGGCCUGAAUUAUUGUGCAUUGUGGCAUCAUUUAGGCUAAUAGAAAGUAUGUUGAUGAACCAUAUGUAAUAUUUAAAAAUGUCACUAUUUUGUUCCUCGUAUUCUCAUUUUGGUGAAAAUGUACCACAGAAGAGUUUUGAACUGCUUCCUAGCAAACUUCUGAUGGUGAAUAUGAUACAUGUGUAAAUGCUGAUGAGGUAAAAGCAUGAGGACUACUGUGGCUUAAAUCUGGCAUUUUG